AUGAAGGCAUUCAAUUUACAGGAACAUAGUGAAAUUCAGAAAAAAUAGAAAGGAUAAGAAUAAUAAUUAAAAGAUGAAUAGAAAAGAAAACAAAUUAUAGAGAGACAAUUACUUGGUAAAGAAUAAGAAUAAGAAGCAUCAAAAUACUAGCCUGACUCUUUAAAAGCUGAUAUUAAUUCAGGUAUUUAAAAAUUAAAACAAAGGCAAUUCAUUACAAAAUUUAAAUCAUGCUGAAGAGGACAUAUAAUAAUAUGAUUAAGCUUAAAAAUUCAAUCCAGAAAAUUUUGAAGAGCUAGCUAAUGAAGGUAAUAGAGUUUUCAUUUUAUGUAUCAUGUAGGCUUAACGUUAUGCAAUUUGAAUCGGUUUGAGGAAGCCAUUUAGUUCUAUAAUAAAGUUUUAACUAUCAAUCCUAAUUAUUGUAGCGCUCUUAAUAAUACAGGUAUUAUAUUUUUACAUUCUAUUUUUAAUUUAGGCUUAGCAUUAUAUAAAUUGAAUCGUUUUGAGGAAGCCAUAAAUUUUUAUGAUAAAGCUUUAAAUGUUAAUCCUAAAGAUUAUAUUGCCCUCAAUAAUAAAGGUAUAUGAAUUUUUUUUUAUAUUUAAUUUAGGUUUAGCAUUAAGUGAGAUAAAUCGUGUUGAAGAAGCCAUAUAGUUUUACGAUUAAGCUUUAAAUAUCAAUCCAAAUGUUUGCGAAAUAUUAAGUAACAAAGGUGAUUAAGUUUUUAUACCUUAUUUAUUUACUUAGGUUUCGCAUUGUUUAAGUUAAUUCGUUUUGAAGAAGCCAUAAAGUUGUAUGAUUUGGUUUUGAAUAUCAAUCCUAAUGAUUGUGAAGUGAUAGUUAACAAAGGUAAAUGAGUUUUUAUUUUAUAUGUAAUUUAGGCUUAGCUUUAAGUGAAAUAAAUCGUGUUGAGGAAGCCAUAUAAUGCUAUGAUAAAGCUUUAAACAUUAAUCCUAAUUAUUGUGGGGCACUUAAUAAAAAAGGUAUCUAUGUUUUUCAUUUUUUAUUUAAUUUAGGUUAUGCAUUAUGUAAAUUGAAUCGUUUUGAGGAAGCCAUUUAGUUUUAUGAUUAGGCUAUAAAAAUUAAUCCUACAUAUUGUAGAGCUCUAAAUAGUAAAGGUUAAUGAGUUUUGCAUAUUAUAUGUAAUUUAGGGCUUGCCUUAAGUGAAAUAAAUCGUGAUGAGGAAGCUAUUUAGUUAUAUGAUUAGAUUUUAAGCAUCAAUCCUAAAAAUUGUGAAGCUCUUAAUAACAAAGGUAGAUGAGCUUUUUAUAUUACAUAUAAUUUAGGCUUAGCAUUAUACUAGUUAAAUCGUGUUGAGGAAGCUAUAUAAUUGUAUGAUGAGAUUUUAAAUAUCAAUCCUAAUGAUUUUGAAGUGAUAAUUAAUAAAGGUAAAUGAAUUUUUAAUUUUAUAUUUAGGCUUAGCCUUAUUUAAGAUGAAUUAAUUUCAGAAAGCCAUUUAAUUAUAUGAUUAGGCUUUGAAUAUCAAUCCCAAUGAUUGUGAAGUGAUAAUUAACAAAGGUAAAUUAGUUUUUAUUUUAUAUACAAUUUAGGCUUAGCGUUAUGUCAGUUAAAUCGUUUUGAGGAAGCCAUUUAAAUCUGUAAUAAAGCUUUAAGCAUCAAUCCGAACAAUAAGGAAGCAUUAACAAUUAAGUUUAUUAUUCAAGAUAUGAUAACGAAAUAAUAGUGA
This is a messenger RNA of Paramecium sonneborni, 1682 nucleotides long. The record is from the annotation of a GenBank genome assembly. NCBI's taxonomy places the organism in Eukaryota, Ciliophora, Oligohymenophorea, Peniculida, Parameciidae.